AUGGAUGGCGUCCAGAAGGACCAUGACAAAGUCUGGGCCGGCGCCCGCAAGUCGAAGAAUAGAGACCAGGCACAAGAUGUCAUCGAUGCACUUCAGAAGGCUCGCGAUGCCAUAGCCGAAGAUCCUAGUGCAGCUGCGGUGGCUUUGGCAAAGCUACAGAACCCCGUCAAGAUGUCGUUUGAUGGCAUGCUUGCGGGUCUCAAGGACGUGCAUAGCAGUCAUACAAAGUACGGAAGGGCGUUAGAUAAGGUCUUCAAAGACAAGCCACUACCGAGUAGCGAGAUUGACGCACUGUCUACCCAUCCGACCCUGGUCAACCGCGCCAUAUAUCUCCAUCUACUGCGAGAAGGGCUCUUUGAUGUUGCCUCCGAAUUCCAUGACGAAGCAAGCGCAAGACAGAAGAUCCAGCAAGACGCUGCCGCCGCUCUGGGCAUGGACGUGCCUAUGGAGCACCCACUGGGGUUGGACAAGUCCAUCUCUGAGAAUAUGCAAGAGCAAUUCACCAACAUGUAUCACAUCCUUAGCGAGCUCAAAGACAAUCACAACCUGCAACCUGCCAUCGACUGGGCCCGUAGCAAUUGCAGUGCUCUGGAAGCCAGAGGAAGCAAUUUGGAAUUCGAGCUCUGUCGCCUGAAAUACAUCACGCUCUUCCUGGGAUCGAGCCAAAUGGAAGCCUUGCUCUAUGCUCAGACCGACUUCCAACACUUCCGAGGUCGAUAUCUGUCUGAAAUUCAGCAGCUCAUUGCCGCCAUGGCUUUCGCAUCAAAUCUAGAAGAAUCGCCGUACGCUACGCGAUUCUAUAAUACUGCAUCAUGGGACGAAGUGGCGAGCUCGUUCGUUCGUGAAUUCUGCUCGCUCCUAGAGCUCUCAGCAGAUUCGCCACUAUAUAUUGCAGCGACCGCUGGUGCAAUUGCGCUUCCAAUACUACUCAAACUCCAGGCCAUUCAGAAGCAGAAACAUACUGAAUGGACGUCGCAAGAUGAGCUUCCAGCCGAAACACCACUGCCGGCAUCAUAUCAGUUCCAUUCGAUAUUUGUCUGCCCGGUUUCGAAAGAGCAAACAACAGAUGCAAACCCGCCUAUGAUGCUCCCUUGCUGCCAUGUUCUCGCGCAAGAGUCGCUACAGAAACUGAGCAAGGGUGCUAAGUUCAAGUGUCCCUACUGUCCAGUGGAAAGCCAUCCCAGAGACGCAAAAAGAGUGUUUCUAUAA
Cyphellophora europaea CBS 101466 is the source of this 1209-nucleotide messenger RNA. RefSeq lists its product as uncharacterized. Gene Ontology annotation, biological process: proteasome-mediated ubiquitin-dependent protein catabolic process. The transcript has a single exon. The record is from RefSeq and is a predicted model, not a curated record. NCBI's taxonomy places the organism in Eukaryota, Fungi, Ascomycota, Eurotiomycetes, Chaetothyriales, Cyphellophoraceae. Gene Ontology annotation, cellular component: cytoplasm; nucleus; GID complex. Gene Ontology annotation, molecular function: ubiquitin protein ligase activity; protein binding. The coding region runs from base 1 to 1209 and encodes 402 amino acids.